Messenger RNA from Oldenlandia corymbosa var. corymbosa, 834 nucleotides. Lineage: Eukaryota; Viridiplantae; Streptophyta; Magnoliopsida; Gentianales; Rubiaceae. The record is from the annotation of a GenBank genome assembly.
AUGGCAAUGAUGGUUACCAGGUCUCAAACCUCUAGAGUACCGCCGAUCAAUGAAAAUAACCCUCCCCCUAAAAAAGGCGCAGAGAAUAAUUUGUCUUUGAUCAAAGGUCCGGAAGCGAAUCCUCGUGUAGAUAAAGAGCUUUUAUUCGAACUCCAAGAACAUUCUUUUGAUGAAGAAACUCAAGACAACACUUGGAAUGAUGCUAGCAUGACAGAGAUGAUACAAUAUGUUAAUGCUACUCGCAACACCUUUGAUCAGUAUAGGAAGUAUGUUGCUAAAGGGAAAGCGCCUUUGGAAAAUGCUUCAAACCAUAAAGGCGAUACUGAUCGAACUUCGCACAAGGCUGAUGCCCAACAGCGCCAUGUUCGCAAUAGGAAAAGAGCAAAUCCUCAAGUGCAAGAGCAAGAAACACUACUGCGGUUGAAAGAAGAUAACAGUGACGAUGAUGAUGAAGAUGACAUGUCGUCAAUCUUCAUUCCAAAAAUCAGGGAUUUUCCCUACCCUCCUGAUUUCAAGAUGCCUUCUGGGUUAUCUUUCUAUGAUGGAGAUUCAGAUCCAUGCGAUCAUCAUACUGGAGCUCUCUACACCAAAUUGGCUCGUCACCCUCCGAAAAUGGUCCAGGACUUGAUGAAAAUUGUAGAGAGAUGGACCAAAAGAGAAGAAUCAGCAUGGAAAAAAUUGGAAGCCGAGAAAGACAAAAGACAAGCAGAUGAGCAUAAAUCAAAGGCAAUGUUCAAGCCUGGAAAAGUCUUGAAGGGCAAAAGUGAUGAAAGAAAUGCCCGAUGGACCCCUUUGAAUAAGUCUCGAACUGAGAUUUUGGCUAUACACAAAUAA